Messenger RNA from Raphanus sativus (radish), 991 nucleotides. Its product is annotated as ethylene-responsive transcription factor ERF114-like. The transcript is spliced from 2 exons. Gene Ontology annotation, biological process: ethylene-activated signaling pathway; regulation of DNA-templated transcription. The record is from RefSeq and is a predicted model, not a curated record. Lineage: Eukaryota; Viridiplantae; Streptophyta; Magnoliopsida; Brassicales; Brassicaceae. Gene Ontology annotation, molecular function: DNA binding; DNA-binding transcription factor activity. The coding region runs from base 199 to 873 and encodes 224 amino acids.
AAAGCAUUGACUCUUAUCUUUCGCCAUUUACUUCAAACCUAUAACUUCUUCUCUUCAUCGCCUUCUAGUUCUAGAUGUCGAAAGACAAACUGCACAACCCUAAACUCUAAAUCACAUAUUCUCUCUUCUAAACCAAACCAAAGAUUAUAUAUUUCAAUAAAAUUUAGCAAAAGUGGAUUCUCGGGAUCCUGUGGGAAGAUGUCCUUUCGAGGCGAUGAACCUGAUGAAAAGGAAGAGGCCGAGGAAGAUGAGAACUUGUUCCCAGUCUUAUCGGCCCGAUCUCAACAUGACAUGCGUGUUAUGGUCUCGGCUUUGACUCAAGUAAUCGGAAACCAACAAAGCAACUCUCACGGUAGUCCUCCUGUGUACAAUCCACAAGACCCUAGUCAAACAGUUGCUCCAAUUCAUCAAGAUCAAGGGAACUCGAUGAGGAGGAGACAUUAUAGAGGCGUAAGGCAAAGGCCAUGGGGCAAAUGGGCAGCUGAAAUACGAGAUCCACAAAAGGCUGCACGUGUGUGGCUCGGGACAUUUGAAACCGCUGAAUCCGCAGCCUUGGCUUAUGAUGAAGCUGCUUUUAAGUUCAAAGGAAACAAAGCUAAACUCAAUUUCCCGGAGAGGGUUAAUGUUAUCAAUAAUGAUCAGCUAUCAAACUCUGCUUAUUACUCCUCCAAUCAAAUUGAGUCGCAUAAUAUACCAUACUAUAACCGAUAUUAUCAAGAUGGGAGUAAUAAUGAUAUGUUAAGCUUUAGUUUAACAACUAGUACUACUACUGCUGGAACAACUUCUUCGUCUUCUGUUGGCUCUUCUAGGCCACAAGAAGAGCAAGAUUAUGACAGAUUUUGGCGGUUUGGGGAUUCUUCUUCCUCUUCUUAAUCGGAUCUUUGAGAUGAUAAAAUAUAUGUAAGAUAUUUGGGUUACUUGUGAUGAAGAGAUGAUAUGUUUCUUGAAAUGUUUCUGAUGUUUUCUCUCAUAUUCUAGUUCGUUCGUUCAA